AUGGCUCACAGAUUGGGAGGCCGUAGAAAAAAUGUCAAAAAGGGAUUUCAAUUUACUCUUAUGGUUGUUGGUGCGUCUGGGACAGGCCGCACGACUUUCGUCAACACUUUGUGCGGGAGUGAGGUGCUACCCAAAAAAGUAUGUGACAAUCCCGAGAAAGCACAUAACGAAGAAGGCAUUCGCAUCACACCAAAGACUGUUGAAUUGGAUGAGGAUGGAGUCAGAAUUGCUUUAACCAUUGUAGACACUCCCGGCUUUGGUGACAACAUAGACAAUGAAUUUUGUUUUCAAGAGAUUAUGGGAUAUUUAGAGAGACAAUACGAUGAUAUCCUUGCUGAAGAGUCGCGCAUUAAAAGAAACCCUCGUUUUAGAGAUAAUCGAGUGCAUGCGCUUCUUUAUUUCAUUGCCCCAACAGGCCACUCCUUACGUGAGAUCGACAUCGAGCUAAUGAAGCGCUUGAGCCCUCGUGUUAAUGUUAUUCCCGUUAUUGGUAAAGCAGACACACUAACACCAAGCGAACUUCAAGAAUUCAAGAAAAGGAUUAUGGAAGAUAUCGAUCAUUACAAGAUUCCGAUAUAUAACUUUCCAUACGACGUGGAAGAAGAUGAUGAAGAGACCGUAGAGGAAAACAGUGAAUUACGGGAACUUUUGCCGUUCGCUAUUAUUGGAAGCGACGAAGAAAUUAUGGUGAACGGAAGGGCCGUUCGAGGACGCCAGUAUCCUUGGGGUGUAGUCGAAGUUGAAAAUCCUCAACAUUCCGACUUUGGCAAACUGCGAUCUGCUCUUUUGAGUUCUCACCUGCAAGACUUGAAGGAAAUUACCCACGACUUCUUAUAUGAGAAUUAUCGUACUGAGAAGCUUAGCCGAAGUGUUGAUCACGCUACCGAAGAUAAUAGCAUUUUACCAGAGGAUUUGGCCACCCAAAGCCUGAGAGAAAUUGAACUGAAGGUUCAGAGAGAAAUUACUGAAAAGAGACAAGAACUGUUGGCAAAGGAAGAAGCUUUGAGAAGUCUGGAAGCUCGAUUGGCACAAGCCCAAGAAGCUAAUUCUAGUUAA
Paraglomus brasilianum is the source of this 1056-nucleotide messenger RNA. The record is from the annotation of a GenBank genome assembly. NCBI's taxonomy places the organism in Eukaryota, Fungi, Glomeromycota, Glomeromycetes, Paraglomerales, Paraglomeraceae.